Molecule: messenger RNA, 1815 nt
Organism: Brassica napus (rape)
Lineage: Eukaryota; Viridiplantae; Streptophyta; Magnoliopsida; Brassicales; Brassicaceae
Exons: 1
Coding region: 580-1632 (350 amino acids)
Source: RefSeq, a predicted model, not a curated record
UGGACAAUCAUAGUACAUAGAGAGAUUUGGAAGACUCGAAGUCAAUGUAAACCAAAUAUAUCUGUAAGAAACGCACAAUAAGUUUUGAUUACAACAACUAUUAACAUAUGCGUAAAUGAAGUGAGAAAUAAUCGUAGAAAAAUCUAAAUAAUAGCAGUCUCAAAAGAGUACUAUUUUCAAAACUCAAAAACUAGAAUAUUUCCACCGCAAUGUAUCUUAGUAAUCAAGAUUUUGUUUUAAAAGUCCCUAAUAUUUAUUUCUAUUUUUUUCACCGAAAAACAACAUAUGCAAAUGAUUAGUAAUACAGUUUUAAUUAUCAUAAUUUGAUCACUUGAUUAUCCAAAAAAAAAAAGAAGAUAUUUCUGUAAAUACUCGAAAAAGCGGAGAGAUUGCAUAACAGAAAAGAUUCUCCUCUCUUGGCUGUCUUUAUUCUUUUUCUCUCAGAGUCCUUUCUCGUCAUUUUCUUUACUCCCCAUAGACCAACAACCAGCACACGCACUCUGACGCUUUGUCUCAUUCGUUUUCGUACAGAAACCCUAAUUUCUCUCACCAUUUCCGUCGUUUACCUUUGCUUUCCACAUGGACAACAACAACGGCAUCCAGAGGAGAAGAGCUAUUGGGGAAGACGAUCAGACAAGCAAUCAACGCCGUCGAACUAACCCAGCGGUCAUGGUGACGAACGAGCCUCAAAACGACGGCGUCCAGUCCGAAGAUGACAACAACAAUCGGAGCGGAAGAAGAGUUUGGGAAGACGAUCGGGCAGCGAAUCAAGUGGUGGUGAUGAACGAGCCUCGAAACGACGGCGUACAGACUGGUGACGAUGACGACGCACGCCUCCUUCCUCUUUCACUGAGUCUGCGACCACCAACAUCCUACUCCUCUCAGAUCUCGCCGCCGCCGCUUCGUCUAGCACCACCGUCGCCUGUGAUGCAAACGUGGCCGCCACGUUACUUGAUGACGCGGCCUUAUUUCGCGACACCGCCGUCGUAUCUGCUGUCAUCGUCGCUCAGCUACUCGACACCACCGUACGCUCCGUCGUUUGAUUUCCUCACUCCGGCAAGACCAGUAGCCACGGCGGUUGAGAGUACACGGAGGAGUUACAGAUCGCAAUCAAGCCGUAACCGCAAAGAGGAAACAAUCCCGCCGCCGUAUCCAUGGGCGACGAACAAACGCGGAACGAUACAAAGCCUAGAGAAUCUCGAAUCGAAGCAGAUCACCACCAUCACGGGCGACGUACAAUGCAAGCACUGUGAUAAAGUGUAUCAGAUAAGUUACAAUCUGAGGGAGAAGUUCUCCCAAGUAGAGAACGUCUUCGUGCGCAAGAGGCUCAUGAGAGAACGAGCUCCCACGUUUUGGACUAACCCAGACCCGAUGAGGUGCGACCUUUGUGGCCGUGACAAGGCCGUCAAGCCGCUCAUUGCUGAGCGGAAGAGUCAGAUCAAUUGGUUGUUUUUGCUUCUCGGACAGAUGUUGGGUUACUGUACCUUGGAGCAGCUCAAGAAUUUCUGCAAACACUCCAGGAGUCACCGCACCGGAGCUAAGGAUCGUGUGCUUUACUUGACGUAUCUGGGUCUUUGCAAGAUGCUUGACCCUAACCGUGACCUCUUUAACCGCGAAACCUCUAGGUGGUAAGGUUGUUUCUAUCUUUUUCUUCUACUUGGAUUGUUGCUUUUUUAAUUUCGUACAUUUUAUGUUAAUAAUUGGGUGAAAAUUGCAAUUGUAUUGCAUGGAUUUGAUCCCUUUGUCGUUUCUUCGUUGUGUGUUAUUUGGAUUUUGACUUAAUAUCUCAUUUAUAUAUAUGAUUUUAAGGGAUUA